AUGCGUGCACACGGACGCGUGCCCGGCGCUCGCGCACACAGCGUGCUUUUACGCUCAAUUUACAUUUACGCGUGUAUCUCACUUACUACAGCCUCCAAAUACGGAGUCCCAAUAGAAAUCAAAUUAUGGGACACUGGCAGGACGCCUUUAGCUCAUAUGGUGGAUGUUACCAACGGGUUUGGUUUAAAAGUGCUGGCAGAACAUAACUUUUUAAAUGAUAACAACAUAGCGUUUUCCCCUUAUGGACUAAUGGGGAUUAUGGUGGCCUUGUAUGAGGGAGUGGAUGGAGAGUCUUCCUAUCAGAUCCAGCGAGGAAUGCAGUUGCCAUGGAACAGGAACAUCAUGAGGAUAGGUUUUAGAGAUAUACACCGCACCUUGAAAACUUAUUUCGUACCGGAAGAAGGAUUUCUGGCAGGCUUAGCGCUAAACAAUGAAAAUGUCACAUUCAAUGAACCUUACAGAAAGAUUCUACGAUUUUAUGGUUUUGAUUUAGAAAACGAUCAAUUGCCGACACUUGCACCAGAAACAAACAGUACUUCAAGUGAUACAAACUCAACUACACCAAAUCCUGCAGGAAGCACUGAUGGUACAACUACGACCGAGGCAAUGAUGACAGCUCUACCUGCUCGAGAAGAUGCUAGUACAGCCUCUCCGAAUAGAGAAGAAACUACAACCACACUAAACCCAAAUGCGGAGACAAUAAGCACGAUAGAUAUAAGAGGCGCGACAUCGACUGCAGCAAGCCCAUCUUCAGCGCCAAAUGCAGAAAGUACUCCCAUGAGUACCACGGUUACCACUACGAAAACAGAGACAACUACAGAAAUAAUUACAGAGCCAACCACACAGACGAUGACUACAGUACAGACAGAAACCACCACACAGGGAACUUCAGCAGCCGAUACAGAAGCCACAACUACUAUAGCUCCCAGCACAACAACUGACAUGCAAACAAUAUCCAUGACUUCUCAAGUCACAGAUUCCUUAUCUACAGCUAUGACAAAUGAACCAACUACAAACAACGAAGUCAAUACAUCAUCAACCGCCGAAGGUAAUGCGGUAUCAACUACAAUCGAUGUAACGGCUACCACAGUACCACAGACCAGUACACUUGACGCAAGCACUGCUCAGACUAGUGAUGAUACGACACCAUCAACUGCAGACAGUUCUUCAACAAUAUCUACGUUAAGUGAAAACACUCCAAUAGAGAGUUUUAUGACUACAAAUGCAGACACACAACCAACUGAACAAAUGUCUACGAUGACUAUGGACGAUAUGACCACUUCAUUAAAUUCAGUGACAACAUCUAAUGAAACAACGUUAGAAACGUUGGAACGGAAGAAAAAGUCGAUAGUAGACUUCAUAUUUACCAACCCCCCAUACGUCGAGGACUAUUUGUAUUAUAGAUCAUAUGACAUUGGCUCAGAUGUCGCUAAUCCAGGCUUUGAUGACAAAAUGUUCUUGGCAAAUGGUUUGCGAAGUGUUCAGGUCACGUAUAUGCGAUACGAUACAGUGCUGGAGCACGCCUACCUGCCGCAUUUAGAGGCCUCGGCAUUAAGGCUGCCUUUGGACAGUGAUCGUUACUACUUGCUGGUCGUGCUGCCCUCACGGGGUGGCGCCCCGGAGCUUGGUCGGCUGCUGUCCCGAAUGGCCCGCGAGUCAGAUUUGUCCGAUAUCUAUUCGGUGCUGCGCCCUCGCCGUGUGAAGGGAAUCGUACCAAGCUUCACUGUUAAAGGUCAUGUGACCUUAACAACAGAUUUACAGAAGCUUGGUAUUAGAGACGUCUUCGAACCUCGACAACGCGACUUUACGCUGAUGACCAAGCAAGCAGGAGUGUACGUACGAAGCAUUGAACAGGCCGUCUCCGUAGCUAUACGCAAGUAUCGACCGGAUGAUCAGAAGAAAAAUAGGUACGUAUCAACUCGAGAUCCUGUCAUAUUCUCCGCAACCUAUCCGUUCCUCUACUUCGUGAUGGAUGCUAAUAUCCACGUGGCUCUUAUGGCCGGCAAAAUGGUGGACCCACUGAAUUCAAGGAUAUUAUAG
Messenger RNA from Spodoptera littoralis (African cotton leafworm), 2040 nucleotides. Lineage: Eukaryota; Metazoa; Arthropoda; Insecta; Lepidoptera; Noctuidae. The record is from the annotation of a GenBank genome assembly.